This is a messenger RNA of Myripristis murdjan (pinecone soldierfish), 10811 nucleotides long. Its product is annotated as myomegalin. Bases 814 to 8376 code for a protein of 2520 amino acids. NCBI's taxonomy places the organism in Eukaryota, Metazoa, Chordata, Actinopteri, Holocentriformes, Holocentridae. Gene Ontology annotation, biological process: regulation of Golgi organization; positive regulation of microtubule nucleation; centrosome cycle. Gene Ontology annotation, cellular component: nucleus; centrosome; Golgi apparatus. The transcript is spliced from 42 exons. Gene Ontology annotation, molecular function: zinc ion binding; molecular adaptor activity. The record is from RefSeq and is a predicted model, not a curated record.
UCCGUCCGCACCGAUAACAUAUCCCAGCGUCUCUAUCUCUCCACCGCUGAUAACAAUUCUGAAAUGAAUGAAGGCUGUCACUGAUUCAGAGACUGAAAGGAUUUCCCCGGGACGCCUGCUCCUCGUCCGUGUCCGUCUAAAGGGCAACCGAUUCCCGAUCCCCGGUCAUGAUCAACCUGCCGGUGUGCGGCUCCCGAGUCCAUGACAGCCAAGUGAUGCAGAGGAACGUGCGCUGCUGCUGGGAAAGGCGAAAACAUCGGGUGGUGACAGGACUAAGACAGUAAUUCAAAGAAUGGCUGCAUUUGAUUGACAUUACUUACGCUGAGCGUCUUUUGGAGUCCGGGUGUGCGCCAUAAUAUUCUCAUUGCACCUGCAUUAGCAAAUGAACGGAGCUCUUGGUCUGCUGGAUAGUCUCCUUUAGACCCCGUGUCUUGUCAUGCAAUUUUUACUAAGAGCAUUUGCAACCUAAACCAGUGCUCUACCAAUAUAGAAUGAACUAGGUUAUUGUUGUUUUUUAUAUUGUCUACCUCAUCCGUUUAUUCUCAAGACAUUUAAUUUAAUGGCACUACCAGCACUGAUGUCAUCAAUACCUUUACAUUAUUUAUUUGAGACCUGAAGGCUUUCAUUGUGGCCUGAAAGCACGUUAGUGUUUGAUUCUUAUGAAUAAUCAAUGCAGAUUGAAGAUGAUGCUCAUUUUUAUUUACAUAGCAAAUUUAUUAUGAGGACUCGGUUGAAUGGGUGUAUGGAGGAUACUCUGCCAUGACUCUUCAAUGAUUUCAAAAACUGCCCUGUCUCAUCAGUGAAGCUUUUGGAAUGCUCGACCUCAAGAUGAAGGAGGCGUGUCGCAUCUGUGCACGGGAGCUCUGUGGUAACCAGCGGCGAUGGAUCUUCCAUCCCACUGCCAAGCUCAACUUGCAGGUACUGUUGUCUCACGCUCUUGGGAGAGAGCUGACCCGGGACGGCAGAGGGGAGUUUGCCUGCUCCAAGUGCGCCUUCAUGCUGGACCGAAUGUACCGUUUUGACACGGUGAUCGCCCGCGUGGAGGCCCUUUCCAUCGAGCGCCUGCAGCGGCUUCUGCAGGAGAAACACCGGCUGAGGCAGUGCAUUGGUGGGCUUUAUCGGAAAACUAACGGGGAGGAUGGUGUGGGGACAGGGACUGUGGGAAGUGGGGGAGAAGGCCCAGGAGAUGGAAUGGUGGACAUGUCCGGUCUCACCCACGCUAAGUACUGUGCCCUGCUUCAAGACGACCUAGUCUACUCUCUGUAUGAGUCCUGGGCUGAGGAUGGCCUGGAUUGUCCCCAUCACCACCACCCGCAGAGUCCUGCUGGUCUGGGGUCAGAGGGUGUGACCACAGGGUCACAUCGAUGUACACCCAGCACCCCUAGGAGAUGUCGUGGAUGUACCUACUGGCGGGUGGCAGAUUCUGACUAUGAAGCUGUCUGUAAAGUACCAAGGAAGUUGGCACGGAGUAUUUCCUGUGGGCCGUCAACCAGAUACUCAGCCAGUAUUGUAGGAGGGAGUGUCACUGGUGGAGGAGUAGGUGGCGGAGGGGAGGAGGAACAAAAAAAGGAAGAUUCAGAGGAAGCCCCCUCCUCUAUAACUCUGGUCCCUGGUUCUCAGGACCCCUCGCGGACAUCAGACAGCGACCACACUCUGGUGGGCCGAGCCAGCUCCAGCCCCUCCAUAGCAUCCCUUGAGACGGCUGAAGAAUAUACCCAACCCACAGCCAUAACAUAUGGCAGCCUGGGCUUCCCCAGGGAUUCAAUAGAUGACCGGAUAUCCGACUCCCUCUCUGAAGAGCACAUCGGAGCCCCACUCGGCCACGGUGCACCUGGCCACAGCCUGUCCCUGGCUCUCUGUUUCCUCCAGAACUAUGCUGUUUAUCGACCAGUCCAGAGCCCCAAAGGCAGCAAGCUCCCAGUGCCACUCAGGCGGAGUCCCAGUAAUGGAGGCACCAGGCUGGGCUUCCCCGACCCUGUCUUGGGAGUAUCUUACGGAGGUCCGGAUGGAGAGAGGGACAUGCAUGUGCGAUUGCCUGAACUGGAAACCCCUCUGAUCAGGCUGGAUGUGGGGAUGAAUGGGGGUCUAGAACUGGCUGAGAUGGAGGAUUUGUGGGAAGAUUUGUAUAAAGAGUACCCACCUCCACGCCCUCACCAGAGUCUGGUUGAAGAGCAGCAGAGCCAGCUGAACCAGUACGAGUGUGCAGCGAGUCAGUGUGUCAGUGAGCUGCAGAAAGCCCAGCUCCAGGUCCAGUCUCUACAGGCCAAGAUCCACGAGAGUGAGGCCAACAAUGAGAAGCUACAGGAGAAGCUGAAUGAGAUGGAGUGUGAACUGCGUUCAAUCCGCCAGGCUGCUCAGAACCAGGAAAGAACCAUCCAGGGCCUCAACGAGUCAAUCGGCACCAAAGACAGCGAGACCCAGGAGCUGUACCAGCUGAUUGAAGGCCAGAACGCCACACUGUGUAAACUGAGAGAGAUCGCCCACCGCACCCAGCUUACACAAUCCAAUCUCCAGGCUCCAGAGGGAGGCAGCGAGGUCCAGACGCUUGCCCAGCUGCAGGGCGAACUGGUGGGGGUGCAGAGCUCUCUGUUCUCCCUGGGUCUGGAGCUGGAGUCCAGCCAGAGGAGUCUGAGACAGAGCCAGAGGCAGGGAGAUGACCUGGGCCGGUUCAAGGACAGAAUUGACUCUGACCUGCAGGAGGCGCUACAGCACCGAGAGGUCACCGAGAAACACAACCAGGACCUUCGCAGUGCCCUUCAGAAAAGUCGCUCCGAGCUGCAGGCCAAAGAAGCUGCACUGAGGGAGAGCGAGGCAGACAGACACUCUGAGCUGCAGGAGAAAGACAGGAGCAUCGCACAGCUCAAACGCUCUCUGCAGGACAAGGAGAGGCAGUUGCAGGAGUACUCAGAGAUGCUUGAGUCAACAAAGAGCUCUAAGCCCAGGGACGCACUGCUAGAGAAACUAAGAGAGCGCAUUAAAGAGAGAGACCGAGCUCUCGAGCGCUCCAUCGACGAGAAGUUCCGCUGUCUGGAGGAGCGGGAGAGCCAAGUGAGGAGGCUGCAGCUCGCCCUCAGGGAGAAGGAGCGGGACCUGGAGAGACUCCGCUGCAUCCUGUCCAACAACGAGGAGACCAUCACGAGUCUGGACGCUCUGGUGCGGGGCAAGGAGCUGGAGCUGGAGCAGGCAGCCGAGGCCUACAGGAACCUGCAGUGGCUGAGGCAGCAGAACGAAGAGAAGGAGAGAAACACCAUGAGAGAAAAAGACACCAUCAUCAGCCAGCUGCAGGCAGCACUGCAGACACGCAGCCAGGAGACAGAGGACCUGACAGCCGCCCUCCUUGCCAGGGUUCAGGCUGGUCCCAGUGAGGUGGUGGAGGAACUGAAGGCCCGUCUGGCUCUGAAGGAGAAGAUGUUCCAGGAGCUGUUGUCGGACAGGAGUCGCCAAUCAAAUGAACACCAAGUGCAAAUCCAAACUCUGCUCAGCACUAUCAGCUCCAAAGACCAGUAUCUGCAGGACUGCACUCAUAGGCUGUCCCAGGUGAUUGGUGAGCGGACGGGCCACCUGCAGGAGCUUCGCAAACAGCUGUCGUCCCGAGAGCGGGAGCUGUGUGAGCUGAGACGGGACAAGGAGGGGCAGACGGGUGGAGAAACGGAGCGUCUGCAGAGCCUGCUGAAGGAGAAGGAAGCCUUUAUCAAUGAGCUCAUGCAGGGCCAGGAAGAAGCGAUGGAGCCCACCUCCAAAGAGAGAGAAGCUGAGAUUAAAGCCAUCCAGGAGGAGCUGCAGCUGGUGCUGAAGAAGGAGAUGGAGGCUCAGAAAGAGAUCUCUGCCUUGCGUUUAUCUUUGGGCCAGGCUCAACAGCAAGCCAAAGAAGUUUCCAGUAGAGGCAGCAUUGAUAACCAAUCUGUGCUGGAGCAGCUUGUGUCAGAGUAUCACAGGCUGAACGAAGCCCUCAGGGCAGAGAAGAGAUUAUACCAGAGUCUCACCCACAUCCACACAAAGGGAGACAGCAGCUCGGACAGGACCCAGGCCCUGCACACUGAACUGGACUCAGUUCAGGCGCUGCGGGGACAGCUGGAGGACAUCCUAGCCAGGACCCGUAACAUGGCCCUGGCACUGGAGAGGGCUGCUAAGAGGCAGCCUGACUUUGGAGAUAUCAGCACAGAGGAAGAGGAGGGAGACGAUGAAGAUGGCAGCAGUGAUGAGUUCACGGACAGUAUAGAGGAUGAUGAUGUUAAAGUGACACCCAGAAGUCUGGCCUCCACUCAGGCCUCUGGGAUGGCCCGUGGACAGGAGGGUUUGUCUGGAGGACUGGUGAGAGGGGUGCUGUCCCAGCGGGCCGAGGGGCAGAGGGAUUUACAGCCACUUGAGGAAGCAAAGAAAACACCUAAAGGCGAUGCUGAAGAAAUAAGGUCACAACUAGAGAGGGAUGAAUACACCUCUUUAGCAACGAUGAGGAGUGCGUCGCUGAGCCUGCAGCAGGACAACCGAGCUCUGAGAGAGAGUCAAGCCAGAGCCCGACUUUUGGGACUGAGGACAAAUCCAGAGGAGAGACACAGCCUAAACCUGGAAGAGGAGGACUUUGAGGAAGAAGGAGAAUUGGAGGAGGAGGAGGAGGAGGAAGAGGAGGAAGAGGAGGAGGAGGAGGAAGAGGAGGAGGAGGCACUUCCAGCGUCAGCAGGCAAGCGUGGCCCACCAUGUGUCAGGCUGAGAGAUGAGCGAGGGAAGAGGCACUGCACUCGGCCGCACUCUCUGGACCUGGGAACUUUAUUAUCCCAUCAGCCACAACAGGCUGAGACGGAGGUGGAGCCUGGCAGUGAACGCGGCAAGGUCGGUGAGUUCUGGCAGCAUGUAGAGGAGAGUCUCCGUGAGCAGGCGGCACGUCUACGCUCCGACCUAGCUCUGAGCCACCAGGAGAACAGAGAGCUGCAGGAGAGGCUGAUGGUGUCUGAGGCCACCGUCCACGCGCAGGCUGAACAGCUUAAAGACUACCGGGACCUGCUGACCGAGACAUCAGUGCAGCAGGCCAGUAAGCAAGUGCAGGUGGAUCUCCAGGAUCUGGGUUAUGAAACCUGUGGUCGCAGCGAGAACGAAGCUGAGAGAGAAGACACCAGCAGCCCAGAGUUUGAUGACCUGGAGAUGUGCACGUCACUGUCGCAUCAUCAGGACUAUGAGGCCGUCGGUGGGACCUGGUACAUUGGUAACCGCAGCAGUAACCAAAGUGCUUAUGAGCUGGAGGAAGAGCCGGGUGCAGGCUCCGUCCAGCAUCUGGUCCAGGACCUUCGCUCCCAGCUCACCCGCUGCCACAAGGUGAUCCGUGGGCUGCAGCUGCGUGUCCGCUCCCUCUCCGCCACAAGCGACUAUGCGUCCAGUCUGGAGCGCACUCCUCGCAAGGUGAAUUGGGCCUUUGAGGCGUCACCAGCCCCCAGUGGAGCGGAAGAGGAUGAAGGCUGGAUGUCAGACACCCUAGGGACUCGCUCAGAGCCUAAACCUAGCCGGGAGCUGCAAGAAUUGGUGUCGCGGGUUGCCUCACUGGAGGCACAGCUGAAGAGCUCCAGGCUGGAGGGCAAAGGCCUGGGAGAAGAGGGGAAAUGUGCCACCUGGCCUGGGAAUUUGCCACAGGGUGUCCUUUCCAUUGUAAAGAGAGGCUGUGAAGACAAGUUCCCCUUGGACAAGAAGUACAACACUCUGAUCCAGGCACAGGCUCGUGAGCUGUCCCACCUGAGGCAGAGGAUGAGAGAGGGGCGAGGAGUCUGCCAUAUCCUCACACAGCACCUGGGCGACACCACCAAGGCCUUUGAGGAGCUGCUGCGUGCCAACGAUAUUGACUACUACAUGGGUCAGAGCUUCAGAGAGCAGCUGGCACAGAGCACUGCCCUGGCACAAAGAGUGGGCACUAAGAUCAGUGGACGCGACCGUGCAGAGGGCCAUGAUGACAAGACAGGCCAUGAGCUGCUUGCCUUACGGCUGAGUAAAGAGCUUCAGCAGAAGGAUAAAAUUAUUGAGUCCCUCCACACCAAACUGCAGCAACGUCCGGAGACCCCGUCCAGCUGCCAUGCCCUCUCGGAAACCACCGACCAGUCAGACAGGACCUCACUGGUUUCAGAUGAGUGUCGGACCAAUGAGGACUUGGAGUUGUGCUCUGAUUUAGAUGCCAGUGAAUAUCAGGAGGAGCACAGGCAGGAGCCAGGACGUGGAUCAGAAAGAGAAGUCUCUCAGUCUGUCCCUCCUCCCCAUGGUCUCAAGUCUUCCAGCAGUUGUCCCAACAUGUUCUGCUCAGCCCCUCUGGGUUUUGCCAGUCAGUCGUCCAGAGCCCUUCUCAGUGGGCCUGUUUCCUCCUCCCUCACUCUCCCAUCUGGCCCUGACAUCUGGGGUCAGCAUGUCACCUUUGACCCCCGGCCCAGGGCCCUGUCUGUGAUCGCUGUUCGCCAAGAGCUGGACACGCUGUACAAACAGAUGAAUGAGCAAAACAGGGGUUUUAUGAUUUCCCAUGGAAACCCUCUGUCCGGUCUGUCACCUGGUGCCCACAACCAGCACGACCUCUCCACUUACAGCCAGCUAUCCCGACAUGCCUUUCCACAAUACCAGCUCGGCGGCAUCCCCGAGGGCCACUCGCUCAAGUCUGACUCAGGUCUCAUGGCAGGUGGGACGUCGUGGGAUAUGGACAGCAUGGUUCCGCCAAUCGCAAGCUAUUCUGGAUUAUCAGGGCACCAAUCAGGAAACAGCCAUGCAGGAGUAGAUUUGAUAGAGGAGCACCUUCGGGAGGUGAGAUGUCUGCGUCAACGUCUGGAGGAAUCCAUUAGGACCAACGAGAGGCUCCGACAGCAGCUGGAGGAGAGACUGGCCACCACUGGACGUGAUGGAGGAGCUCCCACUAACAUCUACAUUCAGGGACUAGACACAGUCACUCAGCUGUCCAAUGAAAUCAGAGUCCUGAAGGAAGAAAACUUGGCUCUGCAGUCACGCCUGCAGGCCAGCACAGACACAUGCGAGGAGGUGGUGCAGCUGCGUGAGGCAGUGCUCACUGGACGCGCCCGUCUGAAACAGGCAGAGCUGGAGGCGGAGCAGUGGAAGGAGGAGUUAAGGCGGCUGCAGACUCACAGCCAGGAGCAGGGACAGCAGAUACACACACUGAGGCAGGAACGACAGACCAGUCAGGAGAAAUCCAACAGGCUCCAGCAUGAGGUUUCUCUACUGCAGCAGCAGCUGUGUGAGAGCAGGGAGUUGAUUCACUCCCUGCAGAGUGAAUUGCAAGUUUACGACCGUGUGUGUGCCAGCUCAAAGGCCAGUAAAGGCUACCUGUGUGAGCUCCCAGGCCUACCAGUGGAGCUUGGGGAGCUGCUGGGGGAGGUGAGGAGUCUGCGGGCCCAGCUGCAGAACAGCGUCCAGGAGAACAGUGCACUCAAACAGCUGGAGCUCCACAAGCAGCUGGAGCAGAAGCUGGGUCUCGGGUCUCCUCGGACUCCGUCCCUCUCUGCCCUCACUGCCAGCCCCCAGAGAGACAGCUUCUACAGACGACAGCUGCUGCAUGACCCGGCUCCUUCUCCUCCUGUCAGAGACAUUGGUCUGUUUAACUGUGGAUCUCCCUAUGCUCCCUACUCAGACCUGGAUGACAGCCACAGCACUGCCAAUGCAGACCCUCUAGACCCGCACUCAGAACUAGAAGGGGAGGCUCCUGAUGGAUCAUUUGCAAACCGUAACGGCCGCCAUGCCAUCGGUCAUGUGGAUGACUUCAGCGCCCUGCAGCAGCAGGUCCUAGAGGGCCGCAGCCUCGUCCAGAGAAUGGAGACGACCCUGCAGACCUCCCUUAGCCAGCCAUUACUGAACGGCAACCAGGAGCAGACCAGUGACCUGGUCCUGGACUAUGGAAGUGUGAAGAGUCUUCUGUCCAACACCAAGACUCUGAAACAAAUCUUAGAGGAGGCCCUGUCCCUGUUGAAGAUGUUCUGGAGGGCAGCUCUGCCCAGUGCAGAUCGCUCCACCCAAAACCUUAAGAAGGAACAAUGUAUGCAGCAGGAGAUCUUGUCCCUGAAACUGCGCAUGUCAGAGCAAGAAGAGGUUCUCCAAGGGACCAUCGAAAGACUGAGGAGCACCAGCCGCACCAAGGAGAGCAUGGAGCACUUCAUAGUCAACCAGUUGUCAAGGACUCGUGAUGUGCUAAAGAAAGCAAGGACAAACUUGGAGAAGAACGAGCUGAGACUUUCCUCUCUAAGCUCCUCCUCUUCCUCUCCUUAUGCUGGUGCGGACACAAGAGGUGCUGCCAGGGAGAGGCCUGCUGAUCGGACUUGCCUGAAGCCUGGCGAUGCUUCUGAUGUCAGCGCGGCCACAGCCAAUCAGCGUCCUGCAGCGAGGAAGCGCAGCAGCCAAUGCCUACUUUAGACUCUGACCUGUUAAAGAACCAGCCUCAACGCUACCACCUCUGAACUCUGACCUCUACAAUGAAAAAACAGCCAAGACCUUCCCUCCACCCCCGGCCUUACCUGUCCUGUCCCAGUCAACCGACCCUUUGCCACGACCCGUGCCCAACACCGAGAGUGCUUCCAUCCUUGCCACCUCUGCCCUGCCAGAUCACACCUAUAGGCAAUAUGUGCACAAUGUAAUUUGCACCUCGAGCCUUACCCAAAAGUCCACUCUCCCUUUUCCUCCAUCUCUCACACUCUCUCGUCUCCCCUAAUUCCCCACAUUUGCCUCGCUACAUGUAUUAUUGUCUUUGAGUGAUAUAGCCUGCAGUUUGCCUUGUUGUGUGCGUGACAGAAGAAGGUGUUUGCAAUGUGCCACUGGUGGUUUCAGUGAAGUUUGUCCCGGCUGAUACCGACGGAGUUGGUUGAGGUUGCUCCUAGACAGUGAUCUCAGACCAGAUGUGCAGUCCCGUUCCGGUUUUGGAAGGGCACUCUGGUUCCAGAUCUGCAUCUAAGGGCAUCCUCUUCUAAAUGCCAGACAGCCUGUGGACAGAAUAAGUGUUCAUGCAUGUGUACUCAUGGCUUGUGAGAGGAAUUCUACACGCGCACACACGUAAGAUCGAUCACUUUGCUCAAAGACAGGAAAUCCUCAACUUUUGACUGCCACAAAAAUGCAAGUUUACUCUUUGUGGCACUUCCUUAAUGACAACAUUUUCUUUGCAAGUGCAAUGCAAAUACAAUGACAUCCACAAUGUAUCACUAGACACAGUGGAGGAAUGUAGGUAGGUCAUCACUGCUGAGUAAUUGUGUAUUAGCUAUAUCUGUAUUUGUGGAGGAAGCUUUUGAAUGGUAUGUCAGCCAUCAGCCAAGGGUUCUGGCUAGCAGAACAAACAAGGUUCCAUUUUAGUCACAAGCCUCCUGUUUUUGGUCUUAAGUCCUUUUUGGUAACCCAUCCAAUGACUUUGAUGUGCUGCGGAAGAUGAGACAAUUCAGUCCUUAGAGCUUUUAUAAUUUGGUCAAUUUCUGAUGUUAAAGAAAAGUGUAAAGAGUAGAGACUAAGGAUUGGGGUAAAGGGCUAAAAUGGAACCAGGCUCAACACGCGUAUUCAAGCUCCUGUGCAGGAGUUCUCAUACGAGCAUGUGCAAUAAUAUUGUUUAUUGAAUGGUCAUGGCACACUAGCUUCUUUUUAUUUCUUUGCCAGACAAUGGAACCUGAUAUAGUCACACUCAAAACAUGAAGAGACCAUCAGUGCAAUAUUGUAUUGUUCUACAUAUUUUUUUGUUUGUUUGUUUUUCUGAAGUGUUAAUGCAUGACGGAGUCACUGAAGGGUUUCAGUCGAACCGAACAGGAAGUUGUGGAACAGGGGAUCACCAAUAGUUGCCAAAGUUUGAACUUUGAACUUACUACUUGACUUUCACUUUGCCUUACCCAUGUGAAUGACGAACACAGCUCUUAUCUGACCGUAGAGAUCUUGUGAUGGAAACCUGAUUUGUCCUCUUGCAGAGAGACUCGAGAACCGUAGAGACGGUAACCGUUAGACAGUUGGUUUGGUUUAUUUGGAAACACGCUACAUAAAUGAGCUCCUUUUAUGGACCAAAACUCAACAAAGUAGUAUGACUUCCACGUCCUAAAAUGUGUUUUUUUUAUGUUAUUUACCUUGGUUCAGGCUGUCUAAGCAUUCCCAUGGCAAUGGCAAUAGAUGUUACCAAGGUCUUCUGGUUGAUACAAACUUUGGCAGGCUACUGGUGGGACCAGCGUUCAAGAGUUUGCCUUUUGAUUAGAGUGUCGCAACUCAACUUCCCUUUUGCUUUGAUGUGUUUUCUUGCUGUACAUUUGCCAUUUUGUGCUGUAAAUAAUCUGCUUUUUUUGGUAUUGUUUACUUUUUGUGUUGGUGUGAGUGCAUACGUAUGCAUGUGUGUGUGUGUGCGCACGUGUGUGUGUGUGUGUGUGUGUGUGUGUGUGUGUGUGUGUGAGAGAAUAAUCACAUCCAACAUUUGCUUCAUGCAAAGUUGAAUAUCUGGGUAGCUGUGCAAUAGCUUUACACUCUGUAUGCUGUAUUUUGUUAAACAUGAUUGUAUGUGGAAUAUGUUUGCUUAUUUGACUACAUUCACUUUCUGCAGUGUAUGAUUUAUAAGCAUUAUAUGUGCAAGGAUCGUGCCAUUUUUUAAUAAACUAGUCACAUAGCCUGUAUCUGAUAUGAAAUCACAAACAAACUAUGCCUUCAUGCUAUUUAAGUCACUGAUCACAAUAUUAUUGUCCACCUAUAACAAAGCUGGAUAAUGUUGCUUUGCUUGCCUUUAAAUUUAGCUUGAGAGCCACUCCAGAUGCUCUCAGUGGUAGAAAUGGCCUUGAACUAGCGCUUGGUGUCUACCUUAGAUUUGCCAAAUUAGGUCUUGUUUGCGUUCAAGUCUUUAG